GCAUUGGGAGCGAGUGCUGUUCUACUGGUGUACCUUUUCAAGUCUGAGGAACAGAUGAAGCUCAAAUGCAUUUCUACUGAGGAUCUCGUGCUUGGUCUGCAGUGUGAUCUGCGCAAUGAAAAGGACGGAAUGCCCCAAACCGAGUGUACAUAACAAGACAACCCUGAUCUGGCGCGACAUCCUGGCUUUGGUCAUUUCUGCCUCCUUCCUGCCUCGUGGGUCAACACCGUCAGCCCCCCGCCGGUAACGUCGACAUUGAAACCGACUCUCACGCAACUCUCGGUGCACAAUUCCCCAAGCAAUUGGCCAGCUACGAAAGGGUGUGCCGGCUGGCUGAGAGGCCCCUAGCUGGCAUGGCUCUCGUCACUUUCACCCUGAGCGAGGACGGCGUGAGCGCCUUCAACGACGCGCUGGUCUGCAUCCACAAGUUCAGUGACGACGUGUCGCUUGAGGUCAAGAAGGACAAGUUGGUCCUCACUGCGCUCAACCUCUCCAAGUCGGCCUACGUAUCCUUUACAUUCGCGGCCAACAGAUUUUUCUCGCGCUUCCACUUCGAUGAGAAUACAGAAUACCGCGAGAGGUUCUUCUGCUCGAUAUAUAUCAAGGCACUCCUCUCCGUCUUUCGCAACCGCUCAGGUGGCGACCCUAACAGAGACCGAGAGAACGUCACCACCAUAGAAACGUGCGAUGUGAUCAUUGAUGAUGGCCCGGGGAAGAAAAGCCGCUUCAUCGCCAAAAUCUUUUGCCGUAAUGGCAUCACUGCGACACACCGACUAUCGUUCGAAGCUAAACCUCCCAUUCAUGCCAAGUUCGACAAGAACGAGGCCGGCAAUCGCUGGUCGGUGAAGUCGAGGACUUUGCGCUCGUUGAUGGAGCAUUUUGGGCCCGGCAUUGAUCUUCUCGACAUCAACACCGACGGUGAGAAUGUUGUCAACUUUACGUGUUUCACCGAAAAGCAAGCAACCGCAAACAACGAUGCUGUACUAAGGAAACCACUCCACACGUCAAUCGCAAUGGAGAUGGACGAGUUCGACGAUAUCGAGGUGGCCGACAAGCUUCACAUCAUCAUAAGUGUCAAGGACUUCCGUGCCAUCCUCCAGCACGCCAAUUACACAAGCGGUGCUCUGAAUGCCGCUUACUCGAGACCCGGCCGCCCGAUGAAAAUUUUCUAUGGCCUGGAUGGCAUCAUGUGCGAGUUUAUCCUGAUGACGGUGGAUGAGAAGAGCACUACAGUGCAAAAGAAGGGGCAGGGUAAAGCCGCCCCAAAGCCCGCCAGACCAAGCCUGAGCGCCGGCCCCAACACACCGGCUGCGGCAGCCAACAACGAAUCCCGACAAGCCACUCCUGCUGCUCCACCGAGGAGGGAACAGCAAGAGCAGCCAGCCAAGAUGCCACCGCCAGCGCGAAGGUCAACGGCCCCACGUUCCUCUCAAUUCGACAUCCGAGCCCCGCUGGUUCAGCCUCAGUCCACGCUCAAAUCCGAGUCGCUGUUCCUCCCGCAGCCAGACGACGAUGAGUUGUGGGCACCCAUGAACCCGGACGAUGAGGAAGAUGGCGAGAACCCUCGGCUGGAGUGGGAUGCUAGUGACGAGCCCGUGAGUAUGCGUGGGUGUGUGGGGCUGAUGGCGACUGACGUUCUCGCAGAAUCCUUCUACCAUGCGGAUCAGCGAUCACUCCGGCAAUACCCAAACCAACCCGCCGGGCGAUGCUGGAGGGCCUGCACCACCGUUCGUGGAACCGACACAAAGGGUGUCCGAAGUCCGCAGGUUUGGUCUCUUUACAGACUGGUGACGCAUGCUGGCUGAUGUGAAGGCUGGUUUCGAAGGCGGAAGUCCCUUGUAAACGCCGCUGAAGAGGGCAGGUUGACUGGUGACCACUCAAGGUUGGCUCGGAAUCGUGAUGCUUAUCCAGCUUGUCGCGCAGCCUGCGCCGACACCCACUAUUUCAGACCCGGAUGGGAUGUACUUCUUGGAAGCAAUCGUGUUCCACCGUCCCUUGACGUCGUUGUUCUCGGUCUUAGGACCGCAGUUGCCAUGCUCGCCCCAGCCCCAAGACAGCACGUCGCCGCCUUCUGUCAUGACAACAGCGUGCUCACUACCGAUGCGGAUCUGACUCAAUCUCGGCAAUUGCGGCGGCGCCAAUUGGCCAUGGUCAUCCUUUCCCCAGCUAACCAGCGAGCCAUCUUGCUGAAGGAUAUAGAUGCCGCCCCAGCUAGCACCGACGUCCUUCCAGUCCAGGGCCGUGGCCGGCGCCGCAGAUCUGACACCUGCCUUGUCCGCACCCAGCACAAGGAUUUCACCGCUCUCGGGUGCACCGAACAGGCACGUAAACUCCCUGCCGCAGACGGCCCGCGAAACUUUAAAGUUCACGCCCUCAACCCGCCGCGGCUCGUCCGCAACGCCAUCCACAGCAGUGCCCAGCUGUCCCUUCCGCCCGUUGCCCCACCCGUAGACCGCCCCAUUGCUGAGCACCGCAACGACGUGACCCAUGCAUGCGGCCAGGUCCACGACCUCGGCACCCGCGGGCGGGAAGUCCUUGAUGCGCGAGAUCGCCGGUGUCCGCACGAUGAACUGGCCCUGCCCCAGCUCGCCCUUCAUCCCGACCCCGAACGCCGACACCGCCGUGUUCCUGCCGAGCUCGUCUGCCUGCACGAUCACCGAGGCCUCCCAUGUCGCGGCUAUGAGCCUCACGGGCGCCGGUGCCGUCCCGUCGUCUGUGGCCAGGGGAAGCCUGACAGGGUGUACCACGUGCUGCUGCUGCUGCUCGCCAGUGUUGGUGGCGGGCCCGCAGGCCCCCGUGGAGGCGUCGCCGGCGCACAAGAGCUGGCCGUCCUGGGUCAGCAGCAGGGUGUGGUUGCCGCCCGCCGCGACCUGGACGAUGGGCGACGUGGGCUCGGAUCCUGCUGGGCUGAAGAUGGCCUGCCGCGGGAUGGAGACGUCUUGGUCAUGGCCGAUGCCUAGCUGGCCGGAUCCGUUGGACCCGAGUGCGUAGACUACUGGAGUUCUGUUUGAGGCUGACAUUUUGCCUGGGCCCUCCCUGUGUGGGAUGUUGAAAGAGUAGACGGGAGGUGCCUAGGUUCUGGCAGCCGGUCUUCAUGAAUAGCUUCCUCGCGGGCUUGCAUGUGGUCCGUGCGCGACUACAUUACAUGACAACUGAGUAUUACAAGGCCUUCCCAAGGUUGCAAAG
Messenger RNA from Diaporthe batatas, 3186 nucleotides. RefSeq lists its product as uncharacterized. Gene Ontology annotation, biological process: DNA replication checkpoint signaling; cellular response to ionizing radiation; mitotic intra-S DNA damage checkpoint signaling. Lineage: Eukaryota; Fungi; Ascomycota; Sordariomycetes; Diaporthales; Diaporthaceae. The coding region runs from base 354 to 1805 and encodes 483 amino acids. The transcript has 5 exons. Gene Ontology annotation, cellular component: checkpoint clamp complex. The record is from RefSeq and is a predicted model, not a curated record.